AUGGCAGCCACCGACAUGAAGCGCUCCAUCGCCCACCAGACCAGCUUUGCACUCCGCCUCGCCUCUCACAUAUCCUCCCCCUCUAACGCCGACGGCAACACUGCCCUCUCUCCGCUCUCCCUCCACGUCGUGCUCAGCUUCCUCGCUGCCGGCGCUGGUGGCGACACCCGCGACCAGCUCGCCGCCAUACUUGGAGCAGCGGGUGCAGGCGAGGCCGAGAUCCUCCACGCGCUCGCCGAGCAUGUGGUGCAGCUCGUGCUUGCCGACGCUUCCGGAGCAGGCGGCCCGCGCGUCGCCUUUGCCAACGGCGUCUUCGUCGACGCUUCGCUGCCGCUCAAGCCGGUCUUCAAGGAGAUCGCUUUGGGGAGGUACAAAGCGGAAACAUACUCCGUCGACUUCCAAACAAAGGCUGCUAUGGUUGCUGGUCAAGUGAACUCGUGGGUAGGUAAAGUAACUUCAGGUCUCAUUAAAGAGAUCUUGCCCGCCGGCUCUGUCGACAAUGACACUAAACUGGUUCUUGCUAAUGCCCUGUAUUUCAAAGGAGGUUGGACUGAGAGGUUUGAUGCAUCCGAGACAAAAGAUGAAAUGUUCUACCUUCUUGGAAGGAGCUCUGUAAAAGCACCAUUCAUGUCUAGUGCAAAAAGGCAGUACAUCUCAUCUUGCAACAACUUCAAGGUGCUUAAGCUUCCUUACCAGCAAGGUGGGGACAAGAGGCAGUUCUCCAUGUAUAUACUUCUUCCAGAAGCACGAGAUGGUAUCUGGAGCUUGGUUACAAAUUUAACCUCCGAGCCAGGGUUCCUAGAGAAUCAUAUCCCAAAGGGAAAGGUUCCAGUCGGCCACUUCAAACUCCCAAAGUUCAAGAUAUCAUUUGAAUUUGAAGCAUCGAAAUUGCUCAAAGGUUGGGGGCUACAGCUUCCAUUUAGCGCGGCAGCAGAUCUUUCUGAAAUGGCGGAUUCACCGUUGUGUGUUUCAUCAAUUUUCCACAAGUCUUUUGUUGAAGUGAAUGAAGAAGGAACCGAGGCUGCAGCGGCAAGUGCUGCAGUGGUCAUGUGUAAGUCCCUGCCUGUAGAGGACUUGCUCUUGCCGGUGGAUUUUGUCGCGGAUCACCCUUUCAUCUUUCUGAUCCGAGAAGACGUGAGUGGUGUGGUGUUGUUCACCGGUCAUGUUCUCAAUCCUGUAAUUGCAGCAUAG
Lolium rigidum is the source of this 1191-nucleotide messenger RNA. Its product is annotated as serpin-ZX-like. Lineage: Eukaryota; Viridiplantae; Streptophyta; Magnoliopsida; Poales; Poaceae. Bases 1 to 1191 code for a protein of 396 amino acids. Gene Ontology annotation, molecular function: serine-type endopeptidase inhibitor activity. The record is from RefSeq and is a predicted model, not a curated record. The transcript has 2 exons.